CCCCGUGUGGCAGCGGCUGCGCAGCCAGCGCGUGUGCCGCGCCUGCCCCGUCCCGUGGUGCCCGGUAGCAUGAGGUAGCAGGCCAGCGCAGCCCAGCGCCUUCCUCCUCCUCCUCCUCUUCCCUCCUGGUCCUCCAUUGCCACCGACUCGUGGCAAUGCGCAGCGCCGUGCUGCUGCCCAGGCCCACCCGGCGGUGGGUGGUGCUGUGCGCCGCCUGCCUGCUCGCCGCCUUCCUCUGCUACACCUUCCUCGGUUCCUGCCGAUCGGGAAACUUCGGCCUCACAUACGUCGCACCAGAGCGCUUCGUGUGGGGCCGCAACAUGGAGAAGCUUCACUACGACCGGCACAUGCCGCUCAUCUUCAUCGGCGGCAUGCCCCGCAGCGGCACGACGCUCAUACGGGUGCUGCUGGACGCGCACCCGGAUGUUCGCUGCGGCGAGGAGACGCGCAUCAUCCCGCGUCUGCUGUCGCUCAAGCAGCAGUGGUCCAAGAGCCCCACCGAGGUGCAGCGACUCAUCGAGGGGGGCAUCACGGACGACGUUAUGGAUGCGGCCAUGACGGCGUUCAUCCUGGAGGUGAUCGUGCGGCACGGCAAGCCGGCGCCGCGGCUCUGCAACAAGGACCCGUUCACACUGCGUGCCGCCGUCUACCUGCACAAGCUGUUCCCGCAGGCCAAGUUCCUGCUCAUGAUACGCGACGGCCGGGCGGUCGUCCACUCCAUCAUCACGCGAAAGGUGACGAUCACGGGCUACGACCUGUCCGACUACCGGCAGUGUCUGAAGCGCUGGAACGCCGCCAUGUACUCCAUGUACAACCAGUGCCAGCAGCUCGGGCCCAGCAUAUGCAUGCCCGUGUACUACGAGCAGCUGGUGCUGCACCCCAAGCCCUGGUUGCAGCGCAUUCUCGCUUUCCUCGACGUGCCCUGGAACGAUUCUGUGUUGCACCACGAGCAGAUCAUCAACCAGUCGGGCAUAUCACUCUCCAAGCUCGAGCGUUCCACGGACCAGGUGAUCAAGCCUAUCAACUUGGAGGCACUGAGCAAGUGGGUCGGCCAGAUCCCGGAGGACGUUGUGCGCGACAUGGCCAAAGUGGCACCCAUGCUGUCCGAGUUGGGAUACGACCCAAUGGCCAACCCUCCAAACUAUGGUCGACCCGACUCAUUCGUGCUCAAUAACACGCUACAGAUCAAGCGCGAGACAGCCGAGUGGCGCGCUCGAGAGCUGGAGCUGGCUCAGCACCGCGAUGCCAUUCGUCGUGGUGCCAUAAGACGCAAGGUUGAGGAAGAUGCUACGUCUAGGACAUCCACACCUUAGGAAAAGAAACUGAAGUGUGUUUGACUUCAAAGACUUGGAACUUUGCGGCUCCCAGGAGUGCUUUUGUCUAGGAGCACAGCAGUCACUUCAAUUUUGUAAAAAUGAGGAAAAGAGUUGGAGCGGACAGCCACCUUCUCCAGUCACUUCAGUGCAAGUCGCGUCUGGCUGGCAGCUUUAGUUUAUGCCAAAAGGUCGAAUGUACAAGACAUCAGGUGUUCUUUCAGAUCAGCUUUUUUUCUCAAGUGUUAUCGCAUAAGUUUGUUGGCUUUUCAUUAUUGGAUAUAAACAUCAGCUGAAGCUUUUGUCAGCUUGAUUUGCAGAUGGUUCUGUCAAAUGGACUCAGAAUUAGAAAAAGAUGUAUUGUGUGAGAUCUUUGAAUGUCUUUAGCCUGUUUGUAUUCAUUCACGUGUUUUAAAUUGUUCUUAAAGAUAUUCCGCCGACAGCACAAGAAGUCAUUAGACAAGCUGUUGCUUUGCAGUAACUUGGUUAUGAAAUUACUCUUGAAUGGGAGUGUUAACAAGCUUCAUGUUCCAUAACUUAAUCCUUUAUCUUUGGUAAAGUACAGCUUACCUGUGUAAACUUGGAAAGAAGGAAAAAAGAUAAAUUGGUAAAUAUAGAAGCAGUUACAUCGUCUCUGAUCUGUGCCGUAUGCAGUUGGCCAAUUCUGCUUUGUUUUUGCUUGCUCAAUUUCCUUGAGCAGCUUCGGAUAGUGGCAGUCAUUCAUUGGAAAAAUAGACACGAUGGUGAAGAGAGUGUUUGGACCUUGUGUCAUCAGCCUUGCACUACUAUAGUGCCCUAACUGAAAACUUUCAAAGAUCUGAUGUGAUGCUCUCCAGGUUUGUUAUUGCAUAACCCACAGUUGGGUUAAUGUGCACAAUGAAAAAAGAGGUGCACACUGGAAUUGCUGUGGCAGAAUAUGCACAUAGAAUGUGCAUAUUUUGAUCUGAGCACGCUUCAUUCUUUUAAAGCUUUUGUUUUUUUUGCUCAUUAAAAGCUGCAUUUAAUUCAUGAACCUCAAGAAUUUGUCCAUCUUUGUAUCUCUAAUUACAAGUCCACUAAACUUGAGAAUCUCAUUUCCAAGUUGCUUUGUGUAUUAAGUACUGCUCAGUUUGUGCAUUUUCAAAAACUUAAGGGAUUUUUAUUCACACUGAUAAUUGGUGCCAGUCCUUGGGUUCUAUAAUUCAUUGGAUUUAUGGUGUUAGUUUGUCUCUGAACAGUAAUGCACUGUGCAGGAAUUUUAUACAAACUGACAUAUAAGUAUUUCUGCCGGAAGAUUAUUCUUUAAAUCAAUGAUGGAAAAACUGCUUUAUACAUAUAAUUGAGAGUUGUUAUGUAGGAAACUCAUUAUACAACAAAUAUUCUAACACAUACUUCAAGAUCAGUUGCACAAACGUGAAGAAAGAGAUACUGGCUGGUAUAAAGUACUCGUUCUAUGUUCAUCAGGCGAAAUUUUGUGCACACUUUUAUGUCAAGGCAACUAAUCUUGAACAGCAUCCUUUCAGUUUUGUUCUCACAAUCUAGCAAAUUUAAAGGGGUCAGUCCAGCAUAGGUCUGAUCUAGUUAUUAUCAGUACAACUGUUUACACACAUUUUUCUAUACUGAAAUUUAUUUUUUGGCAGCUUGGGCUACAUUAUUAUGCCAAACCACUUCAUGUUCUGGAAGCUUUAAAGCAGGACAUUAAAUCGGCUUACUGAUAUCAAAGCGUUGGAUGCAUUUCAGCGCUCUGUAAUUGCCAUGGCAGUCUGCCUGCGCAGCUAAAGACACAUAUUGUGCAAUUGUGCGAGAAGUGAUUAGCAAAUAAAUAUAGCUGUGUCUGUUGAGUUAGGAAGAAAAAAAGUCUAAACUUUUUUCUUUUCUUCAAAAUUGCUAGGUUAUAAAUGUGCCAUCACACAUGGUUUCUCAGCACAUUUCUGUCUUGACGGAGAGUCAGAGCUUAUUACAGAAGUCAAGCGCUUCUCCAAACACGUGUGAUAGAGCCUUACUAUGUAAAUAGCGGUGUGAAUCAAAAGGUGUGCAUGAUACAGUGCAGCUGUCCUAUCGGUGUGCUUGUCUGAGCCCGUUAGUAUUUCUUUGCCAUUCCUCUUUGCUUUCGUUACGUGCUGCUUUUUAGAUGCACUGUGCCGGGCCAUGGUUUCUUUUUGAUCGACGUCAACUGCUCUGCCUUUACUCAGGAGUCUUUGCCUUUUAUUGGCACACUUGUAGCUGUGGACAGGGCAUUCUCUAUGGGCAUGUACAGCCAAAACACCAUUCUCGAAGGCAACAUUGGCUUGUGUCCUAAAGUAGGCACCAGCACUGAAAUGUCAUUAUGCACUAGAAGGAUGUUACGUUUAAUCAUACAUUUUGUUCAAGCAUGGAACACAGACAUUAUCGAUCUGAUGAUGACCCCUUGCUGUUGUAGUCGAUAAAGCAGCAUCAUUCCAUUUUGCUUGGCUUAUGUUGUCGAGCAGUCCUCUUUUUUCUGCUCAUGUUUCAGUGUGAGAAUAGGCUCAAAAGUGUUCCUUUUGCGAAGACUGUGAUUUCCCAUGUACCUUCCUGCCAUGUUGGUAACUACAUUCUUGACCUGAUGCAAGUCCUUGACAUGAAUGUUUCUUUUCUUUUUUUCUUUUUUUAAAGGAAAAAUGCUUCUGCCAUCCUUUUUUUAUUACCCCUCUGAAUCCCCUUGCUGCACUCCAAAGAUGUUUGGGAGACAUGAUGUGCACUUUGAAAAAGAGUUAUGCACAAGUUUUUUGUACACUGAGGGGGAGAUGAAGUACUGUUCAUGCAUAUAUACAUAUGCGUAGCAGUGCAGGAUUUCAUCAUCUAUUUGUGUUUGCCAUCAUUCAAGGACGGUGAAUGCAAAUUUUUUUUUUCCUAUAUUCGCAACAAAAGCGUCGCCCAUUGCUUUCAGGAGCUGUGAGAUUUGACUGAUGUUUUCUGGCAAAGGUGCCAGACCUCGUGAAAAUGGUGGUGGGCCAACCGGUGAAAAAUUCUUGCGUACAGCAUGGACUGUGGUUGUUCAAGAAUUUGCUUGGAUGGUUGGGUGUAUUAUAUCGGAGUGUGAGUGCAUUUCUUGUUUUCUUGUACAUGCACUGUUUGUGAAAGGCAGUACUAGUUUGUGGAUAAAUGUGAAUGCUGGUAUGUGGAGCUGGUGUAUGAAGUGUUGUUUACAAAAAAAAUAACGAAAUCAAAAAAAAAAGUGUAAAGAUAAAACAUUGGACGAGCAUGUUUGUAGCGGUGCUUAGAUUUAGUACAUUUGGUUUGUACCUGUGGCUGUACUGCUGCCUGGGUGUUUUGAAUCGCUCGGGGUGUUUUGAGAUGCAUACUGAGUAUGCCUGUGGUAUGGUUGCUGAAGUACUUGGAAGGUUGCAUCAAAACAAAAAACAUGUUUUUAUUCAUGCCUAAAGUGGACGUAGCUUAUAGUUCUAUUAAUCAACUGAGCAAGGAUAGGCUGGAAUGUUUGAACCUCAAUGUUUGAACUGAACAUUUCAGCUAAAUGGGGUUUAGCUAAAAGCAGAGGUGCUGCAUUGAGAAGAAGUGUACAUUCAAAGUACAGAAUUCCUAGUAGUUUGCAGAUGACAGUGUAGACCGUGUUACACC
Messenger RNA from Rhipicephalus sanguineus (brown dog tick), 4889 nucleotides. RefSeq names its product protein-tyrosine sulfotransferase 1 (gene Tpst). The transcript has 5 exons. Bases 156 to 1313 code for a protein of 385 amino acids. The record is from RefSeq and is a predicted model, not a curated record. Gene Ontology annotation, biological process: peptidyl-tyrosine sulfation. Gene Ontology annotation, molecular function: protein-tyrosine sulfotransferase activity. Lineage: Eukaryota; Metazoa; Arthropoda; Arachnida; Ixodida; Ixodidae. Gene Ontology annotation, cellular component: Golgi apparatus.